UAUUUCUAUGUCAAAAGAAAUUCGUCACAAUCAUACGUAAGAGGGUACAGACAACAUAAAACGCAAGUACUCAACUGUGUGUGUAUAUAUUCAUGUUGUCAGGCCCGUUACCAAGCAACAGAGGAAUCGACAUACAAUAUUUCGUAUGCGAUUGUCGGUACCUUGUUCUCGUCAGUUAGCUUUCUUUUCUCAUACACAAAUGUUCUUUUAUUUCAAAUCGAUUUCUUAUCAAGUGAUCAAUAUACUUGGGAGUAAAAACAAAAAAUGGCAUAUAAAAUACGGAAGCAAAAAAUUGCCGUCAAUUACAAAGUUAAAGAACCUAUAAGCAAUUUUAAAAUAAGAGUCAAAAUCGUGCAGCAAAGGCCUUUGCUUGCAGAACUGCUCGAAAACGAAGGGGAUACCAGGGACUCGAAUUUUCUUAAAGAGGAGGAUCGUAUUUUUAACUGGCAGGAAAAAGUAUUUAGUCCAUUCGAACUAAGUUUUUACAGUGAAGAAACGAAUUGUCUGACUGAAUGUCAGAAAGCAUAUUACAGACAAAUCAAAGAGAAGAAUAUCGAGGGAUCUUAUCUUUAUACCUACACACAAAAUGAUUCUUAUUACCUGGGUGACGAAUUGUUAACAAAACCUUAUAAGACAAAAUUGGCAAUUAAAAACCAAACUGCAUUGCCAACCUUGCAAAAUCGUAAACCUUUCCCUGAAAGGUACAAUAAAGCGGUCAUUGAUAAUGCACCUGAUGAAACAAGGAUUCGAACGAAUCAUUAUCUUUACAUGGAGCGUUCCACAAUGUAUGUCAUGGUUGAUUUAUCUGAACGAGAUAAAAUCUUAACACGCUCCGACGAGAAUACGGAAAUAGUGCUGUUCACGAUCACGUAUAAUGAAUUGCAUAAAAUUCUGACGGUAAAUCCCGACUUCACGGACGACCAUUAUUACACUAUCACGAAUUCCAGCGGCAUUCAAUUUAAUUAUUGGCUCGAGCAUGUUUCCGAGAAACAAUCGUCAUUGGAAUUACAGCAACAACAAAAUGAAUCGCGAAAAGAAAUUAAAGAACAUCUGAUGUACAAAGAAGCAGAAAUGUUUCACAGCUUUCAGUUAGCAUCACCAAAUGUAUAUAAAUUUUUUAUAAAAUUGGACAUUUUAUCAGCUCAUGAUUUCUUUUUUAAUGGACUUUGUAUUUCUUACUAUGUUGAUUUGCCAGAACAUUGGGGCACAAGUCAAGUUGAUAGGUUGUAUGGAAGAACUCAAAGAUGUAAUUUAAAGAAUAACUCUGCAUAUUUUAGUUAUGCCUCUGAAAUAUCAUUAGAUUUUCAAUCUGCAGCUAUCCUUGAUGCAAACAGUAUUUUACCAUCUUGGCCUCGAUUAUUACUAUCAGUUACAUCACUUGACAACUGGUUUAGAUAUCGUACAGAAGGUUAUGCUGCUGUUCCUUUGCCUGUAUUACCUGGUUCAUAUAAAUUCAAUAUCCCAACUUGGCGACCAACAGGAAGUAUUAUUAACACCCUUAGAAGAUUUUUUACAGGUGGUACUUAUGAAUUGGAAGACAUAACUCACUGUAGUAUCCCAAAAGGACAUGAAGAUAAAAUGUUAAAUAAGUCAUACUUAAAUGUUACGCCAAGUGGUUACAUUAAGUUAAAUAUGAAUAUCAUCCAUCAAACUCAUGGCUCAAUUAAACAAGAUGAUCACUUAAAUUAUUUUCAGAGAUUGAGUACAGAUAAACUUAUGACUAAUAUAGACAAUAUUUUUGAACAGUUCAAAGCAGCCAGAGAACGUAUGUUACAAAUAAAAAAUUUAAACAUUUAAUUUAUUUGAUUUUAAUAUAAAUGAUUAAUAAGCUAUAAAAAAGUGAUCUGUGAUAUAUUGUAAGUAGUAGAUAAAGGAUAAUCUGUGAUGCAUAAUAUUUGAAAAUAAACAUUUUUUAAUACA
Bombus terrestris (buff-tailed bumblebee) is the source of this 1920-nucleotide messenger RNA. It is a transcript of the gene Mks1, whose product is annotated as Meckel syndrome type 1 protein. Gene Ontology annotation, cellular component: MKS complex. The coding region runs from base 265 to 1797 and encodes 510 amino acids. Gene Ontology annotation, biological process: cilium assembly. NCBI's taxonomy places the organism in Eukaryota, Metazoa, Arthropoda, Insecta, Hymenoptera, Apidae. The transcript is spliced from 4 exons. The record is from RefSeq and is a predicted model, not a curated record.